Messenger RNA from Meloidogyne enterolobii, 593 nucleotides. NCBI's taxonomy places the organism in Eukaryota, Metazoa, Nematoda, Chromadorea, Rhabditida, Meloidogynidae. The record is from the annotation of a GenBank genome assembly.
UUUGUUUGGCACGUCCCUGGAUUAAUACUGUGGAAAUCUCCCCCUGGGUAUCACUAAAAAAUUUUUUACUUUCAGAAGAAAUAAGCGGCGUUUUCAUCAAAUCAUUAGUACCUCAAUCAUCAGCUCAUCUUUCAAAACAAAUUCAAUUGCAUGAUCUUAUUGUAGAAGUUAAUGGAAGAAGCUUGGAAGGAUUGAGUCAUAAUGAUUCAGUUAGAGCAUUAAUUAACAGUGGAAAUAAUGUUGUAAUGAAACUUGUAAGGUUUGAUGCAGAAACACCCCAAGCAAAGUGCCUAAAAAUGCUUCAUGAACAGGAAUUAGCUGUCGCUGCUUCAGUACAUUCCGAAUCAGCCGCUUCUUCAAGUACUGCAACUGGACGUGUUGGAAGAACUGCUUCACCCCUUCCAGAAGCACUUUGUGAACAUCAUAAAAAACAUUCUCUUGUUGAUUAUAAAAGUUUUUGGUCAAAUAAAUUUGGUUCAGAAUAUGAUAUUAUUGUGGUUGAUUUAAAACCGGAUGAUAAAAUUGAAAUAGAUGGAGGAAUUGGUAUUGAAUGGCAAGGAACUGUUGAUGUUUGCAAUGGUAGGGGUUUAUGA